AUGGAAAACGAACAGCGUGAUGAGAUAGCCAGCUGGAAAAUUGCGGGCUGCGGUGCUCUCACCGGGCAGAUUUUAUGGGCGGCGAAUUAUCCGUUCGAUCUUGUCAAGAGCAAGAUGCAAGCUGACAGGUUCGGAAAAGAACGCAAGUACCGCAAUAUGCGCAGUGUUAUCUGGCAUACCUGGUGCACUGAUGGAUGGCGUGGUUUCUAUCGUGGUUUAGGCCCGACAUUGUUGAGAGCUGUGCCUGUGUCUGCAGGGACGUUUGCCGUCGUUGAGACUGUACGAAAAGCUGCUUAA
Molecule: messenger RNA, 297 nt
Organism: Aspergillus udagawae
Lineage: Eukaryota; Fungi; Ascomycota; Eurotiomycetes; Eurotiales; Aspergillaceae
Exons: 2
Coding region: 1-297 (98 amino acids)
Biological process (GO): mitochondrial L-ornithine transmembrane transport
Molecular function (GO): L-ornithine transmembrane transporter activity
Source: RefSeq, a predicted model, not a curated record